This is a messenger RNA of Exophiala oligosperma, 4513 nucleotides long. RefSeq lists its product as uncharacterized. The record is from RefSeq and is a predicted model, not a curated record. The transcript is spliced from 6 exons. NCBI's taxonomy places the organism in Eukaryota, Fungi, Ascomycota, Eurotiomycetes, Chaetothyriales, Herpotrichiellaceae. The coding region runs from base 67 to 4239 and encodes 1390 amino acids. Gene Ontology annotation, molecular function: GTP binding.
UUCAUUCUCAUGGUCUGAGCGUCACCGAGUCAUCACUACAACGCCAUUGUCUACGUUCUAGCCGCGAUGGCUUCGGAGGUCCCACCCUUACGAAUCCAGAAGGGCAGCAAUGGAACAUCACCGUCCAAGCUGCCCCGAGUAACGAACCGCCCCCUGUCUGAGCUCAGUCCCAUGGCCUUGCGCCGAAAUUCUCCUAGCUUCCCGCAGCCAAAGGGUAAGUUGUUGAGCAACGAAAGUUCACCAGCCGGUUCCUCUCCAUUUUCCGGUGUGUCUCCACGACUGUUCUGGCAGGGACGUGAUCCCAAUUCGCCUGCCAGAGAGCAUCAAAGCACAAAGGAUACUCCGCCUCCUCGAAACUCUCCUACCAAGCGAUCAUCGAUUGAGAAUCUCAAAAAGGCUUCGAGGGUCAAGAACAGCAGCAUGUUUGCCAUCGAACAGAGCAGUCACUAUGACCCUUCGCGUCCUUCGGUACUGGACGGAAGGCCACACAGCAUGCAAUUCUCGAGGCAACAAUCACCAAAUCGGGGUUCAGACGUAACUCGAAAGGAGAAUGUCGCCCCUUCCUACACUUCGCCGGUACAGCCACAAGCGAAGAGGGGGUUCGAAGAGCAGGACCAUGCCGCAAACCUCAUUACUCCUUUGUCGCCUAGUAGGCUGAACAGCCCUCCUAUGAAAUCAUCCUUAUCGAAGAAAACCGGAGCAGCCUUCAGAAGAAGUGGCUUCGAUCCCGAGACGGGUAUUUGGGAGGAUGAUGAUGACAUUCAGAGUAGACAACUUCCCGCUGGUCGUGGGUUGCAUCGUCAUCAGAAGAGUGUUACCUUCGACCAGAAGCCACCUCAGAUUAAUGAGUACGAAAUGGCCACACCGGCACCUUCGUCAUGCGCAUCAGGGUCGCGUGAAGGCAGCUACCAGUCCAACGAAGACGAUGAGGACGAGGAUGCAAGCUUUGAAAGGGGCUCUUCAAUGGAUCAAGAUGACAGCUUUGACGCCUCGCUGGAGGACACUGACAAGACGCCGGUUGUUCUGCCGGAAGACUGGCGCUUCAUGAGCCCAGAAACAGCCAACAAAGAUCUGUCACGGGGAGAAGAAGAUGUUUUCGACGACGACUGCGGUAGUCCUGCACCAACUGCUCAGCCAGGCGCUUUGGCAUCUCGACCACAUCAAACGAGCGCGAGCUCAGUAGACUCAAACGGACAACAUCGUCCUCUGCCACCUCUACCACCUGGUGGCAAUCGACUGCCAAUGAAUGAAAACCUGUCUGGCACAAUGGAGCGCCUGAGUAUAUCCGGACGAUCUCUUCCCACCCCUCCCGCUUCUGCAGUCAUCUCCAAAGCCGAUAUUCAAAAGAUGGGAGUCUCCAGCUCCCUUACAGGUGAUGAUCGCUUGAGGCUGAUGGCACUUCAAGAACAAGACCGGGAACGCCGAAUGAGGAGAAUGGGUUCGAAAGAGACGAGUCCGGUUCGUGAUGCCAGUCUCGAAAAGUCCUACAUGCCUCGACUUCCUGAUUCCGAGAUGUCUGAAUCACGAAAUUCAACGCCACAACUUUCUCGAGCCGCGGUCCUGGAAGCAUUACGUGGUGAGCCAGGACAGGGCAGCCGAGAGAGCAGCGAGGAAUCCGAUGGUGUAGCGCAAGCGCGUGAUGUGUUAUAUGACCCAGAUGUUCCGAUUCCGUCGCUCGAAGACCCGACACUGCCAAAGAUAAAGCAGGAAGAGCUGGAAGAGGAAGAUCUCUACUCGAUUCCCGAUUUGUACAGUCGUCGAGUUUCAGAUUCAGAGACAAGCGCCAACCAAGACGACGACCUCACAAGCCAGUACUCACAGGCAUCUCAAGUCCCUGCAGCUCAGCCCUUCAUUUUUGACACCGAUGACGGCCAAGAUACUCCAAAAGCCCGGACUCCGACUAGAGAGCUUGGAUCGCAGGCCGAGAACCGCAUGUCACUCCCUGAGUUCACCGAUUUCGGUAACACAGGUGGCUUCGAUGUUGGAUUUGGAUCAUAUUUGUCCAAUAACGACGAGAAAGCAAAGGCCAACCAUGGUGCUACACAUUCGACUGCUCUUCCAGAUCUAGCAGCUCUACGCCAAAAUAUUCAACGUUCUUAUACCCCAGAGAUUCAGCACAGACAAUACCAAGCUCCUCUAUCUGCAGCUGUAGAGGAAGCUGUUCCCAGAAGUCCUGAUUCUGUUGUCAGACACUCCCCCAGGCAUUCUAACGUUCCAGUGAACGAUGGUUCUGAUAUUUCAGACACCAAGUCUGCAGCACAUGAUGAUAGCGACAGAUCAGUCUCCCCAUCAGACAGUGGUUCGGUGGUGGUUCACGACAAGGAGCCCUCUCCAGUCUCUCCUAUUUCGGCUGAGUUUGAAGAUAAGCCUGACAGCCUCAGCGCAGAGCCAGUGAACCCCACAAGGAUAGAAGAGCAACACAUUCAGACGAGCCACAAGAUUCCCGAGAGCAAUCGGGUUAGCAGCUUAGUACAGCUGGACAUCCCACAUGACUCCCUCGACGAAGGUCUUGGCCUAGGACUUGAGAAGGAGUUUGACCGCGUGGUGGAAGCCCAAAAGAGAGGUUACUUGAUGCGGCAGAACACCAAAAUUGUGUACGCCAGCGAACGCAUUUCACAGGAUGAAUCGAGAUCUCCCGAACUCCCUGGCUUUCAAGGCGAGCCCUUUGGAUCCCAGGUUCCAGAUGCAAAUCUGGUCCAACCCUCUCCCCGAAAGACAAGCCAGCCCACAUGGACUGCUGAGCCCUGGAAUGGUAAGAUGAGAAGAAAGAGCAUUCGGGUUGGAGGGGAAAAGGCUUUGAGCAAGAGGAAGCAAAUGGAUGGACCUGUUCCACCGUUGCCAGGUCAAAUGAGCAAUGCUCAGGAGACUCUCGAUGCUGUCGCAGAAGAUGAAAUUGCCGAGGAUGAGGAAUGGGAAGAUGGCGCCGAGCGUGGUCGCCUUUUCGUCAAGGUUGUUGGUGUGAAAGACUUGCAAAUGCCCUUCCCUCAGCACGAACGCACCUACUUUGCCUUGACACUAGAUAACGGACUCCAUUGUGUAACAACUGCAUGGCUAGAUUUUGCCCGAAGUGCACCAAUCGGUCAGGAAUUCGAGCUGGUCGUCCUCAACGAGCUCGAAUUCCAACUCACCCUUCAAAUGAAGCUUGAGGAGCCGAAGGUCGAAAGACCACAGUCACCUAGCAAACCACCAUCCUCGCCUAAGAAACAAGGUGCUUUUGGGCGACUGUUUGGCUCUCCUAAGAAGAAGAAAGAGUCGGAGUUGAGGGCGAUGCAAGAGGCCCAAGCCGUCAGAAGGCCUGUUACUCCUCCAUCUGCAUACGAAUUGGUUCAAGGGCUUGUCGCGAAGGAUGGAUCUUUCGCUCGUGCUUAUGUGUCCCUAGCUGAGCAUGAGAAGCACGCUUACGGCAGACCAUACACUGUGGACAUCACCUGCUUCAAUGAGUGGGCUCUUGAGGAGGUUCACGUUGGAAGCUCUCGAAGCAAGAAAGGGGUCACCCAACUUCAGCGUCGUCCGCCAUAUGAAAUCGGCAAGCUUGAAUUGCAACUGCUGUACGUGCCCAAACCGAGGGGAGCCAAGGAUGAAGAUAUGCCUAAGAGCAUGAAUGGAGCCGUGCGUGCAAUGCGGGAUGCUGAGGAGCGGAUGCAACAGCAAGCCAACAUCAAAGCAUUCGAAGGUUAUCUCAGCCAGCAAGGUGGAGAUUGUCCAUAUUGGCGACGACGAUUCUUUAAGCUUGCAGGAACAAAACUGACUGCUUUCCACGAGACGACUCUUCAACCACGAGCCACCAUCAACCUUGCCAAGGCCAGUCGCCUCAUUGAUGACAAGUCUUCUCUGACGCAGAAGGAAACGUCUACAAAAGGCGGCGGUCGACGUAAGAGUGGUUUUGCAGAGGAAGAGGAAGGCUACAUGUUUGUCGAAGAGGGAUUCCGUAUCCGCUUUGCGAAUGGAGAAGUUAUUGAUUUCUAUGCCGACUCGACUGCCGAGAAAGAAGAGUGGAUGGUUGCACUCGCACAAGUCGUUGGAAAGAAUGUACCAGGCUCAUCUGCUCAACUCAAGGGCUGGACUGAGCACGUUCUCAGACGGGAGAAGAAGUUGAAGGCUGAAGCAUCGACAGGAUUUCGACCUGGUCAUGCUCGAACCGAAACGUAUGGUGGUAGUCCGAUAAGCCAGACCUGCAGCCCAAGCAAGUCAAGGUCUGGUGCGCAGGGCCAUCGAAAGACCAAAAGUAUGCAUGCUUGAAGAUCUCUAGAGGUCGCCAAGGUGUUGUUAGGUAAAGCUUACGCUGGAGGUGUUUUGUGUUUGAUUCAAUGGCGUUGAUAUGUGCAUGGAAGUAUGAGUGUUGGCGGUGCUUUGGGAACUUCGAUGCCGUUCAAAGUCAGGGCUUUUAUGGAGAAAUGAUUUCAUGCAAGACACGAUCGAUGGGAAAGCCAGAGGUCGAUAGGGAAAGCUGUAUGAACCAGGGUUUUAACUGGCUUCAGCAUGAUUGUGAAUAAUAAAGAUACCAAAACGUGCU